UGGGGAGUCACUCGAUCCUCGGCUCCCCUACAUGGACAAAAUCGGUGGAAACAAGCCCCAGUCCCUGUGUCCCUUACCACCCCCCAGAUCACUGGUGCCCCCGUCUUGGAGAGAGGAUACUCUCGGCCCAUCAUCCCCAAGUUCUCCUGGGCUUCUGAGACAAUGGGAUGCUGAGGAGGAAGAGGAUGGAGAAGGAGAAUAUGAGCUUCCUCCUUGUGAGUCCCUGUCCCUCAAGAUGGCCCCCACCGGUCCCCUCCCCCUGGAGAAGGACAAGCUGUAUCUGAAUCGGUGCAUCACCCCCGGACCUCCCAAACCAGCGCCCCGACCCACCAUGUUGCUGGCUGCCCUGAGCCUACAGGAGGCUGUAGGUGGAGGAGACCACUUUGGGAGGAAAGAUGUGGCUGCAUCUGGAAGCACAGAUCUAGCCAGAGAAGAUGAGUCUGAAGAAGCCAUCUACCUGGAGCCCAGUCUAGCUUCACCUUUAACCCAGGCCUUGGGUCCCCAGGCCCCACCACCCCGAACUGUGAUCCCAAGACCAACAAUGGCCCCCAGAUCUGCCUCCAAGCCUACCUCUGUCUCCCAGGAAGCUUGGAGCGGGAUGGCAGACGUCACUUACAAUGCUGGGAGAAGUGCACUCACAGGCAGCCCCCCUGCAGAUGAGGAUGCCAGCAUGCUGGGUCAGCCGUGGUAUUCAGCACACUGUGACCGCCACACUGUUGAGAAUGCCCUUCUCUACUUCCACAAGGAUGGGACCUACACAGUUCGGCCCAGUUCAGAUCCCCAGGGAUCGAAACCAUUCACCUUGGCUGUGUUCUUCCAUGGCUAUGUCUACAAUAUCCCCAUCCGGUGGCUAGAUGCCCAGCGACAAUAUGCUCUAGGUCGGGAGGGCAAGAGCUAUGAAAAGCUCUUCCCCACCGUGGCUGCCAUGGUCCAGCAUUUCUCCCAGAACCCUCUCCCCCUGGUGAACAGACACACUGGCAAGCGGCAGCACACUCGUCUCCUCUUCCCCACCAAGCCCUGACCUCCCCCUGUGGAAUGUAAGUUGUUAGAGGGCAGACACUAUUUCCCUCUUGUCUUGGUGACUGCAUCACCUAGCACUGGGUCAGGCACCUAGCGGUGACUUAAUAAAUGCUUGUUGCUGAAAAUUUGUCAAUACUUUUCUUUAACAUAAGCCUUAUUUGCCCAGCAUACCUAUUAUAGUGAGUAAGCUCUUUCCAAACAGGUGG
Molecule: messenger RNA, 1226 nt
Organism: Dromiciops gliroides (monito del monte)
Lineage: Eukaryota; Metazoa; Chordata; Mammalia; Microbiotheria; Microbiotheriidae
Gene: SH2D6
Product: SH2 domain containing 6
Exons: 16
Coding region: 32-1021 (329 amino acids)
Biological process (GO): cell surface receptor protein tyrosine kinase signaling pathway; intracellular signal transduction
Cellular component (GO): cytoplasm
Source: RefSeq, a predicted model, not a curated record